AUGGUGACGAAAUUCUACCAACAUGUACUUGCCUUGGCGUUUGCUGUGAAAGAAAUAAAUGAGAAUCCCAACAUCUUGCCCAAUGUCACACUGGGGUUCCACAUCUAUGAUAGCUAUUAUGAUGCAAGGAUGACCUAUCGGACCACGCUGGACCUGCUCUUCAAAAUGUGCAAAUUUGUCCCCAACUACAAAUGUGACUUUCAGAAAAACCUCGUAUCCAUCAUUGGGGGACUCGGGGCUGGUACCUCCUUUCUUAUGGCAGAGAUAUUAAGUCUUUAUAAGAUUCCACAGCUCACGUAUGGUUCAUUUCCCCCAGAGGAGAGUGAUGCAAGUCAGGUUCCUGCAUUUUACCGAAUGGUACCUAAUGAACUCUAUCAGUACAUAGGGAUUAUCAGCUUGCUUAAGCAUUUUGGAUGGACAUGGGUUGGACUCUUUACUCCAGAUGAUACCAAAGGAGAGUAUUUCAUUAACAUCCUGGAGCCACUGCUUUCCCAAAAUGGAAUUUGUUCAGCCUUCACACAAAGAAUCCCACAACUUGUCCACUACGAUGACUUUGAUAAAAUUAGUGAUAUAGCCUUAAAUAUGUAUGUACCAUUCACAGAUAAUAAAACCACUACAUUCAUCAUCUAUGGAGAAUCUCUGAUGAUUAUAUGGCUGAGAGCUAUCAUAUUUUUGCGAGAUCCUACAAAUAAGGAAGACAUUUCAUUUAGAAAGCUUCACCCCAUUUUUCAUGGCAUUUCAUUUAACAACACAACCAGAGAAACAGUGUCCAUUGCUGGUGAAAGAGAAAUGGGAAGUGGAUUUGACAUAAUGAACCUGGUCACAUUUCCAAACGAGUCCUUCCUUCGAAUGAAAAUAGGAUGGGUGAACCCUAAUGCUCUUGAUGGAAAAGAAUUCGUCAUUCAUGAGGACAUGAUUAUUUGGCACAGUGGUUUUAACCAGGUGGUGCCUGUUUCUGUGUGUAAUGACUACUGCUGCCCUGGUCAUCAGAAGAAAAAGAAGGAAGGCAAGAAAUUUUGCUGCUAUGAUUGUGUUCCAUGUCCAGAAGGGAAGAUUUCAAACAGAAAUGAUAUGGAAAACUGCUUCAGAUGCCCAGAAGAUCAGUAUCCAAACCAGGAAAGAAAUGGAUGCACCCCCAAAAUAAUAAGCUUUCUUUCUUAUGAGGAACCAUUAGGGAUCAGCUUAGCCUCAGUUGCUCUUACUUUUUCCCUAAUCACAAUAUUGGUGCUAGGAAUGUUUAUUCAACAGAAAAACACUCCCAUAGUGAAAGCCAACAACUGGGACCUCACCUGCACUCUCCUAGUCUCCCUCCUACUCUGCUUCCUCUCAUCUUUGCUGUUCCUAGGGAAACCCGGGAAAGUGACCUGCCUUCUUCGCCAACCAACUUUUGGCAUUGUCUUCUCAGUAGCUAUUUCUUGUGUGUUGGCCAAAACCAUCACUGUGGUUGUAGCUUUCAUGGCCACCAAGCCAGGCUCCAGUAUGAGGAAGUGGGUGGGGAAAAGACUGACCAAUGUCAUUGUUCUCCCCUGCUCUCUUACUCAAGCAAGUAUUUGUACUGUGUGGUUGAUGACUUCUCCCCCAUUCUCCAAUCCAGACAUGCACUCAGUAACAAAUCAAAUCCUUCUGCAGUGCAAUGAAGGGUCAGCUACCUUGUUUUACUGUGUCUUGGGUUACAUGGGCUUCCUGGCCAUUGCCAGCUUCAUUGUGGCAUUCAAAGCUCGCAAAUUACCUGACAGUUUUAAUGAGGCCAAGUUCAUUACAUUCAGCAUGUUGCUGUUUUGCAGUGUUUGGCUGACCUUUGUUCCAACCUAUCUGAGCACCAAGGGGAAAUCCAUGGUGGUUGUGGAGAUCUUCUCCAUCUUGUCUUCCAGUGCUGGAUUGUUGGGAUGCAUCUUUGCCCCAAAAUGUUACCUCAUUGUGCUGAGGCCAGAGCUAAAUAGCAGAGAGCAGCUAAUAAGGAGAAAGACGUGA
This is a messenger RNA of Zootoca vivipara (common lizard), 1971 nucleotides long. NCBI's taxonomy places the organism in Eukaryota, Metazoa, Chordata, Lepidosauria, Squamata, Lacertidae. The record is from RefSeq and is a predicted model, not a curated record.